AUGACCUACGACGAGAAGGGCAGGGCCGGAGGGCCAACCCCGGUGCCGCCUGUUCCCGCCAGCCUCAACGCCAACUCCUGGGAGAUGAUCGACCUCGAUAGAAGUCAGCAAAAUCAGGCCGCUCCCAAGCUUCAACCACACGCCCACACCGAUCCCACCGUCACUCCUUACCUCGGCCUCCGCGCCAGGCUCUCUCAGCUCUGGUUCAACCGAUGGACCGUUCUCCUCAUCCUCGUCCUCGUCCGCGUCCUCCUCCUCACCGGCAGCCUCAACGACAAUAUCGGCGAUGCCAAAGUCAAAGCUCUCUCAGCAUGCACCAAGGUCGAAGAUGUCGGGAGUGCCAUGGCGUCCAUGCCUCAUUACUUGUCUGUGGGUGUCAACUCGAUGGCGGCGGAAGGAAUUGAGAAGGCUGUUUCUGCCAUGGUUCAGAUCCUGAUGUUGAUCCUCACUGGGGUCGAGAACCUGGUUUACUUUGUCAUCAACAUGUACGUUGGCACAUGGGCCUGUCUCAUUGCAGCUCUUAUCCACGGUGCCCUCGAGGUUGGCGCUAAGGGCAUCGAGGCGGCAACAAAGUUCAUGAACGAUGCCAUUGGCACCCUCACUGGUCAGAUUUCAGAGACUAUCGAGGAUGUACAGAAAGCUCUCGAGAACGUCGGUGAUGCAGUCGGCAAUUUCGCAGGCAACUUGAUCGGCCCCAUUUCGAUUCCUAAGAUUGACAUCAGCCGCCCCCUUGCUGACCUCAAGGACAUCAACAUCAACUCGACGGAUAUGGUUGAUAGCAUCGUCAAGCUCGACAAGAAGGUGCCUACCUUCGACCAGGUAGAGAAUUUCACCAAGAACGCCAUUGGCAUCCCGUUCCAGUUCGUCAGAGAGCAGCUCAACUCCAGCUUUGGCAACUACCAGUUCGACAAGACCGUCUUCCCCGUUGCGCAGAAGCAGGCUCUUUCAUUCUGCUCGUCCAACUCGUUCCUCAACGACUUUUUCCAAUCGCUCUUCGAGAUCAUCGCCAAAGCCAAGAUUGCCUUCUUGGUAGCCAUCCCUAUUCUGGCCGUUCUGGCCAUCAUCCUCAUGGGCUGGAUUGAGAUUCGCCGCUGGAGAAAGGAGAAGGAGAGGGCCAGAGUGUUUACCGAGCAUGGCUACGACCCGAUGGAUGUGGUCUAUAUUGCUGGCCGGCCGAUGACUGCUGGUGCGGGAAUCUGGCUUGGGAAGCGGUUCAGGAUGACUGGCAGGAACCACCUUCUGGCGCGGUGGACGGUGGCCUAUGCCACUUCGCUGCCGGCGCUGUUCGUUCUUGCCUUGGCCAUGGCUGGGUUCUUUAGCUGCUUCUGCCAGUACUUGAUGCUGAGGGCUGUCCAGAAUAAGGCUCCGGAGCUCGCUACUCAAGUCGGCAACUUUGCCGAAGAUGUUGUUGGCACAUUACAGGCUGUCUCGACGGACUGGUCGGAUGGUGCGAACGGAGUGAUCCUGGGCCUGCAGAACGACAUCAACAACGACGUCCUCGGUUACGUCACCAACGCCACGAAGGCCGUCAACAACACUCUCAACACCUUUGAAGACGAGAUCAGCAAGGCGGUCGAGGCCGUCUUCAAAGACACCGUUCUGUUCAACGUGGCCAGGGACAUCGUUGGCUGUGUCAUUUUGCGAAAGAUUGACACGGUUGAGAAGGGGCUGACGUGGGUGCAUGACCACGCCAAGGUGACGCUGCCGCUCUUCCGCAAUGAUAUGUUCAGUGCCGGAGCCAACGACAGCGUCAAUGGCGACGGUGAGCUGACCAGCUUCCUGGCUACGCCUGCUAGUGUCACGACGGAUGAGAUUACGGACGCGGUGGCCAAGGUCGUGAGCAAGCUGCAGAGCGGCAUCGUUCAAGAGGCGCUCAUCUCGCUGGCACUUCUUCUGGUUUAUGUCAUCAUUGUUCUUGGGGGUGUGGUCUACGCGCUGGUCAGGAUGACGCAGAACGACAAGACACGCGGUCUGGGCGGUGACAGAUGGGGCGUGAAGUUUGGGAGCAGACCUAACAGUUUUGCUCCUGGCGACACAGCCGCCAACAGACGACACCAACGAGAUGUCAAGGCAGACGAGCAGGAAGAGCCGAGUGCGUAUCAUGACUACCGACAAGAGGUGGUUUAUGCCGGGAGCGUCAAGAGGGGGAAGGUCGAGUCGGAGAAGUGGAAUACGCAUGCGAGAAAGAGCAGUUACCCUACCGUUGAGGAUUCCGGGUACUCUGGCCGAUAG
Molecule: messenger RNA, 2232 nt
Organism: Podospora anserina S mat+
Lineage: Eukaryota; Fungi; Ascomycota; Sordariomycetes; Sordariales; Podosporaceae
Exons: 1
Coding region: 1-2232 (743 amino acids)
Cellular component (GO): mating projection tip
Source: RefSeq, a predicted model, not a curated record